AUGGAAAGUGUUAAAGAAGAGACUGUCCUCCAGGAUGAGGAAAAAGUCACGUCCACUAAGCGCAAGUCUGCCAUUGACGAGAUCGAGGUCGACCUUAGUCUUCCCGAACCACCAUCAAAACGGGCUCGGCGUGCUCUGAAAAAAGGCAAACCCCUUCCCGCGAAGAAUGACAGCGGCGACGAAAAAGGAAAGGCAGAUGGCGAUGGCGAGCAAAAUGACAAGAAGGAAAAGGCCAGGUCAGAACACGGCAUCUGGGUUGGCAACUUGCCCUUCACCGUCACAGCGGCAGAGUUGAGGCAGUGGCUUGUGGACAACUCCGGCGGAGUCAUUACUGAUGAUUCAAUCACGAGGAUAAAAAUUCCUACGUCAAAAGACUCUGGUCGAGAUAAAAGCCAAAAGCCCGCCAACAAGGGCUUUGCCUAUGUUGACUUCACAGACAUUGGCGGCAAGGUUGCUGCCAUUGCGUUAUCAGAGACAGAACUCGGACACCGCAAGCUUCUGAUCAAGGACUCCAAGUCAUUUGAAGGACGACCUGCAAAGGAGAAGGAACCUGAGGCGGUGGAGACGGGACCAGACGGCAAGGUCAAGCACGGUGCCGAGCAGAAUAAAGACGUCGACCCCAAUGCCAGCCGGAAAAUCUUUGUGGGAAACAUGAGCUUCAAGACAACAGAGGAGGAUGUGUGGCGGAACUUUGAGAAGUGCGGAGAAAUUGACUGGGUCAAGGUGGCUACGUUUGAAGACACGGGCAAAUGCAAGGGCUACGGAUGGGUCAAGUUCAAGCAACCCGAAGCGGCCGCUUGGGCUGUCAAGGGAUUCGUCAAGGUGAAGGAGGCGGUUGAGACGGAAGACGACUUCGACGAUGGCGACGACGCAGAGGACAGGAAACAAGACCAGCAGAAGCAAUUCAAGACGAGGAAGUGGUGGGUGAACCGCAUGCUGGGACGAGAACUCAAGCUGGAGCUGGCCGAAGAUGAUCAGUCUCGGUACAAGAAGCGUUUUGGCAAGGACGCACAGAGGCCAGCGAACGGUGGUGAGCGAAAGGGCAGGUCCUCACAAGGACGGAAUGGAUUCAAGUCGAGGGAUGAAGCGGCGGGCGAUAGCUCGGGUGCCAAGACUGAGGCUCCGGAGAAGGCAGCUAAGCCGCUCAAAGAGGCUGCCGAUAUCCAAAUCAAGCCAACCCCCCCGGGGGUGUUCCAGAACAAGAGCCAACCCUCUCAGGACAUACCUGGCAAAGAAGAGGUCUGUACCACUCUCGCCCUUCAACCCGCUUCACCCACCGCUAAAGACGCCAGCAGACUGGACGAGGCCCUCACCCAAGUCCGAGCAACCUCACCCCCGGUAACUUUCACCCUCCACUUCGAACCGUUCCAGCUCUUCCCCGACUUCUCCGACGCCGCCGACAAGCAGGAAUGGUACCUCCGUGAAAAGCACUUUGACAAUGAAGCCGCCCAACAAGCGUACCAGUCCCACAUGACGUCCCUCCUGGAACCGCACGGCGUGAAGCUCAAUUUCACCGGCAAAAUGGGCAACACCCUCCACGCCCACCGCGUAAUUCAGCAGAUUCAGCGGCAAAGGGGAGCUGACACGGCCAGCCGUCUGGUAGAAGGGCUGUAUAGGCGGUACUUUGAGGAGGCGAAGCAUCCGUCCGGGGACGAGACGCUGGUGGAGGCGUGCGUGGAGGCGGGGGUAGGGGAGGACGAGGCAAGGAAGCUGGUGGGAGAUAAGGUGAUGGGGCUGAGGGAAGUGAGGGCGAGGUUAAGGGAGGUCACGAUGGACGCUGAUGCGGUGCCGGUGGUGGCGGUGGAGGGCAAGAGGAGGGAUAUCACGCUGACGGGGGCCAAGGAGGUGAAGGAUUACAUUAAGGCUCUGGAGACGGUUAUCAAGGAGAGCGGGUGA
Metarhizium acridum CQMa 102 is the source of this 1896-nucleotide messenger RNA. The record is from RefSeq and is a predicted model, not a curated record. NCBI's taxonomy places the organism in Eukaryota, Fungi, Ascomycota, Sordariomycetes, Hypocreales, Clavicipitaceae.